AGCUGCCGGCAGUUGAGUCUCGAGCUUCGAUGCGUUCGGUUGUGUUUCUUAUAUCGCUACUUGGGCCUUGCUCUGUGCCCGUUUUCUUAAAAUUGUAUUGAAAGUCGUAACGCCUGCGCGUGCUUGAUGCAUUUUGAAACGGUUGCCAAUCGAGCUAAAUACAAAACACAAAUUGUUUCAAUUCAUAUACUAAUAGAUAUGCAACAGGUGUAAAAGUGUGCACAGGUGUCUCAAAUCUUUUAACUCGCUUACAUUUGGAUUUACGCAAUCGGCAGCAGCUGCUAAGGAACUUUAAGUGCCUUCGAUAAUAGCUCAAUCAGCUCGGCUCAGGUCAGAUCAGAUCAAAUCUGAUCAGAUCACGUGUCGGCAACUACAGUUCGUGUAAUUCGGUAGAAGUAGCCGAAAAGUUGUCGUGCAAACAAAUACUCAAAACGCUACCUAAGAUCAAAAAAAAAAAAAAAAAAAGCCAAAAUAAAACCCGUCGAGAAGCCGAAAGCUGACAAAACAGUUGGCUCGUUGAUCGUGUUGGCAUUUAAUUUAGCUGGUUACGUGGCUGGGGGACUCGUGCGGCCGCCGAAAAGAAAGUCACGACACUAUCCAAAGCGGUUCAAAACAAGAUUUCCAAGAUUCUGCGCCGAAAGUCAAAGUUACAAGUUUACAUUUUGGCCGGUUCAACGUCUUAUCACUGUGUGUGUGUGUGCGCGCGCGUAUGUGUGUGUUUGUGCCACUUUAGAAAGUGAAAAUCGAGUGCAGCCCCAGUUUGAAGCGCAUUCGGUCAGAGCUGCAGCUGAAAGUGAAUUUGCCUGCUAGCUCCAUCAUCAUCUGUCCCAGUAGCUCCAGAGACAGCUACAUCUACAGCUCAGCUACUUGGCCCAACCGCCAGAAAAAUAAAAUCCGUCUACAGAGCCGCAGUCCAAACUGGCUUCACGUUCCACAAUGGAGGCCGAAGAAAUUACAAAACUCGUUGAUGGUGUUUAUAGGAAUAUACUCGAUAGAUUCAAUCCGGGUGCCAGACAGCUAAUUGCGGCGGGCAAAAGCUACCUGAAGGCGUUGCAUGGUGCCGCAACAGCCUCGCGUCUAUUCAAUGAAGCAUUGGCCAAGAUUGCGAUGAACGCGCAACAAAGCGGAACGGGCGAUAUUGGUUCAGCUUUGAUGAGCGUUGUGAAUGUCAACAAGGAGAUUCAGGAUCAACAAAUGAAUAUUCUGAAAGCCUUCUAUGUUGAUCUAUUGGUGCCAUUGGAGACAAAUUUGGAGAAGGACACAAAAGUGGUGCAGCAUGAGCAGAAGAAGUUCAUGCAGCAGCACAAAGUGCGCAUGGAGAGCUACCAGAAGGCCGUCUCCACAAUGAAGAAGCAGCGCAAGAAAAAGGCCACGCCCGAGAACACGGAAAAGGAGCUGAGAAGCCUACAAUUGCUGGAGGAUCAGAAGAAGAAACUCGAUAUAUUUUGUGAUCAGAGCUAUAAGAAUGCCAUGACACAGGAGCGUCGUCGCUAUGGGUUCGUCUUGGAGCGCCAGUGCUCGAUCGCCAAGCACUGGAUGGCCUACCACACCACCGGCAAAACAGUAAUUGAUAAUAAUUUCGAAAAUUGGCAAGAAAUUGCCGCUUCCCGUGAGAUAAUACCGCCGGCCGCAUACGAGAGCGGCUACAGCAGCAGCAACAGCAAUACGAGGCGCCUGGUAAGUCCCAGCCUCCCUGCCCCCAGCCCUAACAGCUCUCUCAGUGUGCCCGUAUGUCCCUCUGUCCCUCUGUCUCUCCAGGAGCGCAUCAAAGACGCUGAUGAUGAGCAGCUACAGAGCCAAGGCAUGGGCGCUCAGCUUAAGAAAUCGCGCAGCAUCGAUGCCCCUUAUGGAGACAUGCGCACUCUGCACGAGCGUGAAAGUGGCUCGGGAUCAGCGCUCUAUGGACAGAAUUCCUUGCCGCGUGCCAAAUCCGACUUCAAUUUGGCCCUCGUUGGAGCUGGACCUAUGACAGGCAGCAAACACAAAAUAAUUGAGGAGCAGCUGCCGCUCUGCGAGGUGGAGCGUGGAGAUCAGCGUCCACUGGUCAAGGCAUUGUAUGCCUAUAUGCCUUCGGGUGAGAAUCAGCUGUCCUUCGAGGAGGGCGAUCGCAUCGCCCUGGUGGGCGGCAAGGCCAAGGGCUGGCAGUUCGGCGAGAAUCUGCGCACGCAGCACUUCGGCUGGUUCCCUGUGGCCUACACCAAUGCAGAGAGCCUGGAGGUGGCGCCAUCUAGCGGACGACGCUAUGAGAACAUGCACAUGAGCUACGGCAGCAGCGGAAUGCGCAGCUACCAUGAGCAGCAGCAGCAACAGCAGCAGCAGCAAUACGAAGCGCAAAUGGAGCUGAUGGACAACGAUGCCACGUACAGGCGACGCCGGAAUCACAGCGCCGAGGAGUCAUCGCCCACGCGCAUGUUCGGCGACACCAUCAAGCAGCAAAAGAAGUACCGCUCCGGCUCGGCAGCCAAUCCACGCCCCGGUCCGCCGCCCACGCUGCCCGCUCCAGUCCCGAAUGGCCAGAGCCAGAGCUCCCGUAUGCUGAACAGUUCGCAGAGCUUCUGCGCACCCAACGGCGUGCCGGCUGCCGUGGAGCGACGCAAGCAGAAGCUGCUGAAUGGCGCACAGAGCUCCAUGAGCCAGCCGUCCACAAAGUCCGCAGCGGCGGCAAAGACCUCGCUCCACAGCAGCAAUGACAGUGGCUUCGCAAAUGAGCCGCCGCCACAGCCCGAGGUCGACUACUCCGACGAGGAGCCAGCCACACAGCGCGUGCCCAUACGGCGACGCGCGGACACCAACACCCACACGGUGCCCAGGGACGUGGCUUCGUGGACGCUGAAUCGUAAUUUCCGCAACAGCGUGGACAGCCAGAUCGAUGACAAGAGCUUGAACCGGCUGAGUCGGCAGAGCGGCGGAGGCAUCGGUGGCAAAAUGCGAUACGAUUUGAUUGCCUCGGACGAUGAGAUACUGCAGGCAUCCAGCGCAGGCUUGAAGCGCACCAAGUCCUUCUGGAAGUUUGGCGGAGGACGCACUGAGGACAUCCUAGCUGGCAUGUCGCUCUGGCAGCAUCGCGACCUGGUUGCAGCGCCCAAUAUGGAGGAGAUGCGGGACGAACAGCGCUCCGAAGAGGAUCGAGAGCGUCACAAUCACAGCAAUGGCAAUGGAACUGGAACGCUGACCAAGUCGCAGAACUCCAGCUCGUCGCAGGAGAAGCGUGGCCGCAAGGACAGCAUCACCAGCACAGAGAUCUACGGCGACGAUGAUGAGAACAUCUAUGGAGUCAGCCCGGCCAUGCCGCUACAAAAACAACAACAGCAACAGCCGCAGCAGCAGCAGCAGAGGAGCAGCGGCUACACGCCCAAGUCUCGCAUGAAGAUCAUGAAGACCAUUGAGAUUGAUAUAGAGGAGCCGUCGGAAAGCGAACGCUUGAGCACCAUCCGCCGCAGUCAGCAGCAGCAGCAGCUGCAGUCUGACUAUGGCCAUGGACACCGCAAGCUGGACAAGCAAGGCUCUGGCUCCGCCUCACUGGCCUCCUCCACGCCGCAGCACAAGUCCCAAACACUCAGCCGAUCGAAGCCAUCGCAGCAGCAGCAGCAGCAGCAACAACAGUUUCCGCACUCCACGGAUGAGGGCGACAGCGAUGAUCAUGGCACGUUGAAGAUGAGCGACGUCAAUAACUUCUUCGAUGACAUGCAGCACGAUGGAGGCGGUAAUUCGGGCCACGGAGGAGGCGUUGGCAAUCAUGGCCUAGUCAUGAAGACGCUCAAGCGCAAGGACAUACUCAAGCAGUACUACACCAGCGAGGAUGAGUCUGAGGCAGAGAUCAAGUCGACCAGCUCCGAUCCCUAUGACUGCAUCGUGAUCAAUGAUCAUCUGGUGCGCAAGGAUGACAAGCUGAGACGCCGAGAGCAUCAGCAGCAUCAGCACCAUCAGCAGCAGCAGCAGCAAAUGGAGUUCCACACAUUUCGCUCAUCCACAUCCACGAUUGCGACAAAUACGCUGAAGAAGUCCAGCUCCAAGGAUCAGGACAGCACGCUGACCCGCAACUCCACAGCUAAUGGAUCUAAUGGUGCACCAACUGCGACAAUUCUGCCGCGCACGCGCCUGCUCAAAUCAUCCUCCAACAACAACAACAACAACAGCAACAACAACAGCAACAACAACAACCACAACAACAUCAACAACAUUAACAACAACAACAUCAACAGCAGCGCGACACUGGAGCGCAAUCUGAAGGCGCAUGUGGGCAACAAGAGCUACGGUCCGUGGUACGACUUCUGGGACCAGGAGCAGCAUGGCAUUACCAGUCAGAAAUCUGCCAGCGCCAAGCUGAAAUAGCUACCAGGGGCAACGGGCUAGGAGCA
This is a messenger RNA of Drosophila navojoa, 4358 nucleotides long. It is a transcript of the gene IRSp53, whose product is annotated as Insulin receptor substrate 53 kDa. Lineage: Eukaryota; Metazoa; Arthropoda; Insecta; Diptera; Drosophilidae. The record is from RefSeq and is a predicted model, not a curated record. Gene Ontology annotation, biological process: plasma membrane organization; actin crosslink formation; positive regulation of actin filament polymerization. Gene Ontology annotation, molecular function: protein binding. Gene Ontology annotation, cellular component: cytosol; nucleoplasm.